Messenger RNA from Encephalitozoon romaleae SJ-2008, 1794 nucleotides. RefSeq lists its product as hypothetical. Lineage: Eukaryota; Fungi; Microsporidia; Unikaryonidae. The transcript has a single exon. The coding region runs from base 1 to 1794 and encodes 597 amino acids. The record is from RefSeq and is a predicted model, not a curated record.
AUGAAGGAUCUCAGGGCCUUUUUCACCGAGUUUGUAGAGGCUGAAAAGGUUGUGGAGGUGGAUUUCAACCAGAAGAUGAUAGAGCUCAUCAGAAAAACCAUAGUCCCCGUUGAAAUGGAGGAUUUCAUCAGCUCUGCUAGUGAGCUGGAGCUAUCAGACGGAGAUCUUGAAUACUAUAGAGGAUAUUUUGGAUACAGCCAGACAUAUAGCCUGUACAAGUCGAUGAUAAGGAGGAUCUUCAGCUGUGGCUUCAGUUACAAGGAAAUAGGCUUAGUCAUAGCUCUGUUGGAUAACGAGGCAAUGUGUUUCAAGAGGCUCCUGCCAAUAUUUACUAGGCUAACUACCUAUGUGAAACAUAACAUCCUUGACAAGAACAUUGUGGCAUGUUGCAUUGCACUCCGGUCCGUACUUACAUACAUUCCAAGUACUAUGAAUGGAAAGGACGAGUAUAUAUUGUCACUGAUCUCUUAUCUUACAGGCAUAGUUUCCCGGCACACAAGCUUCGUAUUCAUCAAUGAAAAAGAUGCAGAUGAGAUAAUUUCAACGAUCGAUCUCCUAACCAGGUUUUGCUUUGCUGUGGAUGUUUCUCGAAUAUCCUCUGGGAUACUCAAGGAAAUCAUAUUCCACCUUGAAACUCUCUCCAACGGGAAGAUGGCUCUUUACGAGGAGAUCUUUGCCAUAAUAUGUAUUCUAGAGACAAUUCCAUCAGUAUGCCGCCUUGUGGUCGGAUUCACAGAGAUCGAUUUCUCUUCUGCAUACUCCCUAGUCCAGAGGCUAGUCCUUUCAAGAGCAGAUCACGGGGGCUCAGAUGAAUGGAAUGGCAUCCAUGAUAGAUUUCUUGUGGCAAAGUACAGAAGCCUUGAAGCUCUGCAUCCAUGGAAAGCAGAGUUUGAUCGGAUUAUGUUCUAUAAUGAUGUGGAGUCUGCAAAACACCCGUCAAAAGUGCUUAGGUCCCUAAAGAGCCUGAAGAAGGAUGUUUCGUGGUCAGACAUGAUCGUCUUUGCCUGCCAUCCUGGACAACAAGAAGAAUGGCUACAGUUUAUGUUUGAUGAUUUCUUUGUGAGAAGUCCUGACCACCUUGUGUACAUUGAGUUGUUUGUAGGAUCUAUUGGGGACAGGGCGGAUCUCUUGCUGUAUUCUGGAUAUCUAUUGCUAAGGUCUUUUGAGCACAUUGAGGCUGAAAAGAAAUGGAGUGUCCUUGUGGACCUAUUUCUUCGAAACAUUCAGAGUCAGGACCAAAGGGCGGUUAGACUGAGGUGUAUUAUAUCUGAUUACAUAUGCUGCUCGAAGUCUCUAGAACAAAGAUCGAUCUUCUUGAAAGCCUUUAUCGAAAGAUUACAAAAGGAUUUUGUUUGCUUUAACUCAAGUGUCAUUGAGCUUCUAGAUAUGCUUCUCAAAGGCCACCAGGAGUUACCUCUGGAAACAUCAAACAUGAUUUGGUUGUAUCUUGAAGGUUGUAUUGUGAAAGAAAGAAGGAAAGAAAGGAUGGAGAAAGAACUGGAAACCAUGUAUGUAUGUGUUGCAUCAAGGGCUAUGAUACUGUCUGGAAGCACCAUCGACUUUAGAGAAUCAAGCACUCAUCCAGAGAGAUACUAUGAGCUUAUUACUUCCUGUCUUUCAUGGAUCAAAGGAAAGUUUCCUGAGGAGUAUAUCCAGAGGAUCAAGGAGACAAUGCUGUAUUUCCUGUUUGAUGCUAGUAGAGAAGAAGUGUGUGAGCUGGGGCUAUUGAUGAAGGGUGAGAGGUCAAGAUUCGCAGACAAGUUUGAAGAGCUUUAUGAAGCCUCAGGAGUAUAG